AUGGUCCUUCUAGGUUUCAAGAGAAUCAGUAUGACCACUUACCACCCCUGCACCACCAACAUGGACGAGUGCUUUCACCGUUACAUGAAGCAGGCCCUGACAUCCUCCAAUAAAAGAUUUCCUUGUCAAGGCAAGAAAUACAAACCAGGGACCUUCGAAUUGUUUGAGAACUCUCGUGGAUACCGGCCAAGGGAGGCAUAUAUGAAUGAAUGCUGUUUUGCUCAGGAAAACGAGGCGCAGCAAGGCCUGCACACAGGUCAACAUCUGAAUGUCAGUGACCUAAACUUCCCUGAUCCUAAGGUUACAUUCUUCUACGGGCCACACUUCCACUUCAUCGAGAAGGACAGCGUGUUUCCGCUGUCGGAGCAGUCUCCGGGAAGGGAGUUCUCUCCUGCCGAGGCGUCCUGGUUCCUCAGGAUACAAGACAAGGCGGCGGAACACCUUUCGGGAUCCCUGGGACAGACCAUCAGGCAGGAAGACUUCCUACACGGCAGGUACCGGUUCCUCCCGUCGGGCCUCGAAUUCGACCUGUACUUCCGUUCUCCCGAGCGAGCAUCGGACCUUCGCGUGACUCUGUUCCAGCCUGUGGGUCUCCUGCACGUCAUCCGGUUGGCCAGCAUUGACCCAAAACAGGUUGUCAAUGUGGUGGUGCCUGUCCGUGGCGCUACGACCCGACUGAGGGACUUGCUGGAUCACCUGGCCGAGGGCGUCUUGCCUUUCGACCCCGCGCUCUCCCUCACGCUUAUCGCCAAAGACAUACGGACUGCAGGCGAAGUCACCGCGAUGGCGGAGGACGCGUUCAAGGCCCUGACCAGCUUUAAGUGGAAGGUGAACGCAAGGGACGCCCUUACGGCGAACGGCCUCACAAUAGAUGACGCUUUGACCAAGGAAUUCGGGGACACCGUUCUCGUGGCGGAGGAGGAGCCUUUCCUGCACCCAGACUUUCUUGUCAGAUGCCGCGGAAACGUGGCACGAGGUAGACAGGUGUACUUCCCGGUCCCCUUCGCGCUGUUCAACCCUAGCGUGACGUACCCUCUGUUCGACCAGGAGGUCCCGCAUCUGAUAGACCAGCUCGUGGUGAAGGAGCACUUCGGUUAUUGGAAGCACUCGAGGGCGGUCGCGGCCUGCGUCUCGAGGGCGGAUCUGGCCUCGCUGCUGAAGGAGACCCGCCGAGGAAUGGUGGCCGCCAUGUUCAAGGAAGCCGUCAUGUCCAAGACGAUUAAAAUAAUAAGAGCGCCAGACCCGAGCCUGUUCCUCGUGUACCAGGAUACAAAUUGCACCUUAAAGGAAAGAGAAUCCUAUUCUGACUGCGUGAGGGAGAGGGCCUUGAACCUGGGUUCCCAGGUCACUCUUGGGAUGUCCCUCCUCAAGGUCAAGGAAGGAACAGACUUCGAGGGCAUACUUUCCAAAAGGUUCCAGUAUUUCUCCCUGAUCCCCCUCCUGGCGUUCGCCGUGGCGCUCCUCCUGGGCUGCAACUGCGCGCAGAACUCGCUCAUCUACAAACAAGCCAAGGCGCUGAGGAAGCUGAAGCUCGAGGCGGCGAGUAGAGUGGCAGCAGACGCGAUGCAGAAGUGAGGCGAGGAGGCGAAGAUGAGAAAGGAGAGCGAGAAGGGAGGAAAGGCAGAUUCAGUCACUCAUGGGAGGAGGAAAGGGAAGGGAAGCCUAAUGCAAGAGUUUGACACACACUAUUUGAUAGUAUAUACUCGUAUGUAUGUCAUGCACGCGCACACACUCACACACACACAGACUCAUACUCUCUCUCUC
Molecule: messenger RNA, 1764 nt
Organism: Penaeus vannamei (Pacific white shrimp)
Lineage: Eukaryota; Metazoa; Arthropoda; Malacostraca; Decapoda; Penaeidae
Source: RefSeq, a predicted model, not a curated record